This is a messenger RNA of Cryptomeria japonica (Japanese cedar), 4290 nucleotides long. RefSeq names its product disease resistance protein RPV1. The record is from RefSeq and is a predicted model, not a curated record. Gene Ontology annotation, molecular function: ADP binding. Lineage: Eukaryota; Viridiplantae; Streptophyta; Pinopsida; Cupressales; Cupressaceae. The transcript is spliced from 4 exons. Gene Ontology annotation, biological process: defense response to fungus. Bases 1143 to 4226 code for a protein of 1027 amino acids.
AGGAUUCCAGGUAGCUAAUUCCGAGGCAAACCACGUCCCCUCAUUCAACAUGUUGUCAUCCGCCAUCGUAUCUUUCCCUUGAUGCCUUUCAUAGUUGCAACUUGCAAUGCCUUCAAUGCUUCUACGUUUCUUCCGUGUACUUUCCUAUGCAAAUCCACGCGAUUUACGCGUUUCAUCACUCUUUAUCUUUACCUUCCCCUCGUACAGAUAAAUGCUUCGUACUCCACCUCAUCAACAAGAAGCAGCGCCCUGUCAUUACAGUUCAUCUUUUAUUGUUCUUUCUGUCUAAGUUCAAAGCCAAUUCCAUGGCAUCUUCUUCUUCUGCUCGUUUUAACAUUGAGCUUGAACGAGAGAAUGAAAAUACAAAUGCAUAUAAAGAAAUUGUUUUAUCUCCAUCUGCUCCAGAUGCUUUUGAACAAGUUGCAGCAUCUACUUCUGCUAGAUCUACAAUGGCAGAGAGAAAGCUGUCAUACGAUGUGUUUAUUAAUCAUCGUGGCCCUGAUGUCAAACGCACACUCGCAGCCACUCUCUAUAAGACCCUCACUAGUAUGGGAUUGAGGGUUUUUCUUGAUAAAGAAGAGCUUGAAUUGGGGGAUUUCUUGCCCACACGAAUAAAAGAGGCAAUGUGCAGUGCUUCUCUUCAUAUAGCUAUAUUUUCCCAGAAUUAUGCAGAAUCCCCAUGGUGUUUGGCAGAACUUUCAUUUAUGCUCAAAACGGGCACUUCAAUUGUUCCUGUUUUCUAUCAUGUUGAGGCUGAUGUUGUCCGAUAUGCAAAAGGAUUUUAUGCUGAAGCAUUUUCCCGGCAUACAGAAAAGGGUAGAUACACCUUAGAAAAGCUUGAGGAAUGGAAGAAUGCGCUCUACAAUGUUUCAUAUUAUAUCGGUGGCAUCCUUCAUAAUGAAGAGUGAGUACCAAAUACCCUGUCUCCAGCACUUAUCCAUUUUUAUCAAUUAUCUUCUGUAUUGGUUGCAUGUUUUUAUUUCUUUCUUUCUCGUUACACAUGUUAAGUGACGUCUCUUCUAUUUUGUUAUCAUUGUAUAUUUGUAGAGGUGAGGAGAACGUGCUCAAAAAUAUUGUUAAUCGCGUUUUGGAAGAAAUUAAAAAAGUGCCACUUGUGGUUGCCAAGCAUCCAGUUGGUCUAGAUGAAGUUGUCAAAGACUUUGAAAGCAGAACACUUCAAUCUCCAGAAAGCCAUCUCACUGUGCAAAUUGUGGGAAUAUGGGGCAUGGGUGGUUCUGGCAAAACCACUCUUGCCAAACAGCUGUAUAAUGAUAGAUAUACAAUUAUGGAUAGAUCUAGGUUUUUUAUUAGAUAUUAGAGAUGCUGCUUUUAGAAAUAAAUUGCAUAAGAAACAGAGAAAGCUUCUAGAGGAUCUUGGUCUUCGAGGAGUAUCAAUUGACAAUGUAGAAGAAGGGAAGGGGAUUCUUGCUAGCCGUUUGCGAUCUAUUCGAGUGCUCAUCAUUCUGGAUGAUGUGGAUGAUGUAGAGCAAUUGGAUGCUCUAGUGCCUGAGAAGGACAAUCUUGGAUGGGGUAGUUUAAUUGUAGUUACUUCAAGAGAGCUUGAUGUCCUUCGAUGUUGGGGCAUCUCAUCCAUCUAUAAAAUGAAUGCAUUGGAUCCAUUUCAUGCCAAACAACUCUUUUGUUGGCAUGCUUUCUUGCAGCCUUCUCCACGCCAAGCAUUUGAAGAUUUGGUUGAAAAAUUCUUGAAUGUUUGUCAUGGAUUACCAUUGUCUCUGAAAAUUUUUGGAGCACAAUUAUAUGGUAUCUCCGACAAGGAUUAUUGGGAAGUUCAAUUGAACAAGAUUUCUAGAAUUUUGCCCAAGGAUAUCAAAGAGAGAUUAAAAGUCAGCUACGAUGCUUUAGAUGAUGAGGAGAAGCAGAUAUUCUUAGAUACUGCUUGUUUCUUUAUUGGAGAGGAAAGAACUAUAGCCAUUGCAGCUUGGGACGGAUCAGGAUGGAAUGGUCAGCACAGUUGGGAACGGCUUUUCAAUAAAUGUCUUGUUGAACUCAAUGAUGAGGUAUCCAAUGAUAAUGCGUUCUUUGAUAGAUUCUUUUGUAACCGAAUAAGAAUGCAUGACCACUUGAGAGAUUUGGGAAGAGAAAUUGCAAAUAAUCAGUCACCUUACCGUCUCUGGUCUCCUCAACAGAGAAUUAAUGUUGAUAAUAGGGUACAGGGAAUUGUCCUUCGUGGAAUCAUGGCCACACUACCUGAAUUCAUAAGCGAUUUUGAAUCCAUAAGCCAGUUUGAGCAGUUUGGUCGAUGUUCCCAGGGUGGAGAGUUAAUAGUUAACACAAGCAUUGGAUCUUGUAGACUGGCGCCCUCUUCACUUGGAUUAAAACUUUUGCAGGUAAUUGGAAAUAAUAACAAUCAAGUAAUUGGUGAUCUAUCAAGAGAGCUAGUAUGGCUUCGCUGGUUUGGCAUUGAACAGAGAAAUCCUCUGUCAUUGUGUUCACUGAAAAAUUUAAGGGUUUUAGAACUCCAUGGAAAAUGGGAUGUGGAACAUCCCUUAGAAGAACUAUGGGACACUGACAGCGAUGCUCCUGUGCAGUUAAGAGUGUUGUUAAUUUCUAGAUGCCCAGAGUUCCGAAGAUUUCUGAAGUCAAUUGGAUGUCUCAGACAUUUGAAAGAGAUAAUUGUUGGUGACUCUAGCAAGGUGAGGAGCCUGCCGAAAGAAUUUUGUCUUCUUCAAUCACUGGAGCACCUGAAUUUAAGUGGGUGUCCAGAGCUAUCAUCACUGCCCAGCAAUUUUGGUGAUUUAGGAAAUCUGAGGCACCUUGAUUUGUCCUGUUGUGCUAAAUUGAGGAGGCUACCGGUCUCUUUUAAGAAGCUUAGGCUCCUGCAACACCUCGACUUGGAUAGAUGUUCUGAACUCGCCUUAGAGUCGGACAUUCUGAAAAACAUGACAAAGCUAGAGUAUUUGGACCUUUCUGAUUUGAGACAAUUGGAAGAGUUGCCUCUUCACAUCACAAACCAGGCCUCCUUGAGAGAGCUCUAUUUAAUGAAUCCAGAGACAUUCAGGCUGUUACCAGUGAACAUUGGUCAACUGAGCAAGUUGCGAAAGAUGGAGAUGAUGGGUGAGUUGUUGACAAGCCUGCCGACAUCUAUUGGAGAUUUGUCUUCCUUAACUUCUCUUCAAAUUUAUCGCUGUCUCAAGUUGGAAUGUUUACCUGACUCCGUGGGGCGUCUUAAUUCCUUAGAGCAUUUAGAGAUAUGGAGUUCAGGAGUGAAAUCCUUACCAAAAUCGAUCAGGCAACUGACGAAUCUUCGAACAUUGAUAAUAAAGCAAUGCGCAAUUUGUGAAUUGAAUCUUGGGGCAGAGUUGGGCAACCUUAAGCGGAUAGAGCUUAGUUAUAAUGACCAUCUAACAGAGAUAGAAGUCCAUCCAACUAGAGUCGAAGACAUAGAAUUGAAAGAAUGUAAAAUACUGAGGAGCAUAAGGGGUAUUGAUGGUCUGGUAAACAUUCAAAUACUGAAGAUAAUUGGGUGCCCCAAGUUGGAUGCGCUUCCCAGCUUUGCACAUUUAGCUUCUCUGCGAGAAUUUGAACUCAAAGGUUGCCACGGAGUUAAGAAAAUACAUGGUAUGGAACAUUGCAGAGCAUUGGAGACGCUGAGAGCAGAUACAAGAUGGGAGAAGGUGGGUAUAGAAACUUUGGAGCGCAUGGAAAGACUAAGGAAUGUGGACCUCAGAGCAAUCAGCAGAUCAGGCGUUGAUGGUUGCAUUCAAAGCAUGCAGGAUUUGCAGAAAUGGCCUAAGAAAGAAAUAAUAGUUUGCACGCGGGCGCUCCCUGAUGCGGUCACACGUUUAAACUCCUUUGCCUUUCCCAGUCUAUCCGUCAUUGACUACUCCGCUAACCAGAAAAUCAAAUUGUCCUCCAAAGACCGCUGCAAUUUGCUAUGUUUUGUUGUGAAUUGUGAUUGCCCAGAACCGAAUUUGUCGUCCCUGGUGUUGGGCCCGGAAGAAAUUAUAAUCUCUCAGACGGAUUUGGAGAAGGGUAAAUGGGUAUGGAUUGCUCUCUUCACAAAACAUUCCAGGUUGCACACAUGGGAGCAGGAAAUAUUUCAAGUCAAUGAAGACAGAUUCCAAGAUUACCUUGAAGCGAAACAUUGGACAGGAGAAAUAAAGUUUGACUCAAAAGGUAAAGUGGAGAAAAGAUUACUUGUGACAGGAGAAGAGGAGAGAGUUGUGGAGGCUUUCCGCCAGUUAUUUGUGCUUCUAUCAAAUUAAUGUUAACAAUAUUGGUCCACAUAUCUGUUAAAAUAGAUUUCUAAAAACUAAAAAUUAUUCUUUA